GGGAACCUGAAAUAUGUUCUUUGUAUAAUGAAGCUGAUCUAUUAUUUGAAUCUAAUGGAGCUAUUUUGGAAGCAGAUAUGAUCUGUUCUCGUUGUCGACAAUCUAUUUAUCUUGAAGAUGAUAAUACACAGUUACUUUUACAAGAAGAAGAAUAUAUAAUUGAAAAGCUUUUUAAAGACUUAGCUAAGGAACCACAAGACUUUAGUCCAUUAUCUGAGAACUCAGUUGAAGAAACAGAGAAUCCUACAACUUCAGAAAUGAUAUUCGUUGAAUUACACAACAAAAUAGUUUAG
This is a messenger RNA of Funneliformis caledonium, 293 nucleotides long. The record is from the annotation of a GenBank genome assembly. NCBI's taxonomy places the organism in Eukaryota, Fungi, Glomeromycota, Glomeromycetes, Glomerales, Glomeraceae.